AUGAUAGCAACAACUCAAUGUGUGCCUCAUCUUUAAAGUCACAAUUCCUUUUUUUAAACCAGACCUUUUCUUCUCCCCAAUUCCUUCAAAAAGAGAGAAAGAAGAUUCUGAUCUGAUUCAAAAAAAGAGAGGGGAAGAAAAAUCAUUCCAAUUUCAUUACCCAUCAUCUCCCACUUGCCUUUCUCGAUUUCUGCAAAAAUACUCAGUUGUGAUUUUGUCCAUUCUAACUUUCACCUUCUUUCAAUCAAUGUGUGCUACCAACUCCCUUCAAAAAAACCCCUUUAAACUUGGCUUGAUUUUCUACUAAGAUAAUCAUUCCAUAAGACAAAUUUAGAAAGUGCAGCUGAUUUUAGUGCUUAAGUCAAAUCCCUUUUCCAAGGAUCUGUUUUAAUCCAACACGUCUAAGGGUUGUUUUCUAGUGGGGGGAAAGAAUGGCCUCCGAAAAAUCCAGUUCCAAAGGCCAAGCAUGGUUUUGCACAACAGGAUUACCAAGUGAUGUUAAAAUCGAAGUAGAUGACAUGACUUUCCACCUGCACAAGUUUCCUCUGAUGUCAAAAAGUAGAAAACUUCACGAGCUGAUAACAGAACAAGAGAAGAACCCAACAACAAGUAGAAUCACUAGAAUCCAAACCGCUUCUGAAUCCAACCGGUGCAGUGAAAAUGACUUUGAGGAAGAAAUCCAAGAAGAAGAAGAAGAAUACGAGUCUCUCAUCAUACUCCCGGAUUUUCCGGGCGGCUCUGAAUCCUUCGAAACCGCCGCGAAAUUUUGUUACGGUGUAAAAAUUGAUGUCUCUGCCUCCAAUGUGGCCGCCCUCCGCUGCGCCGGAGAAUACUUGGAAAUGACUGAAGAGUACUCUCAAGAGAACCUCAUUUCCAAGACAGAGAGAUUUCUUAGUCAGUCAGUACUUAAAAAUAUCAAACACUGUAUCAAAACUUUAACCUCCUGUGAAGGGCUUCUGCCUUUGGCAGAAAAUCUGGGUAUUGUUCUGAGAUGUAUUGAUGCAAUUGUUUCCAAAGCUGCAUCUUCAGAUCUGUCAUUGUUUGGAUGGCCAGUGAAUGACAGAGCUGGAAGCAACGAGGGUGGAGUCGAGAGUGAGAGGAGAAAAGCUGCUAAUGCUACGAGAGGAGGAAAUGGAAUGGAUUCAUGGUUAAAUGAGCUUGGACAACUGAGUUUGCCGUUCUUCAAAAGAUUGAUUUUCGCCAUGAAAGCUCUAAAUCUAAAUCGGGAAAUCAUAGAGAGCUGUUUGAUUUACUAUGCCAAGAAGUACAUUCCUGGUAUUUCGCGUACAAAUAGGAAGCUGUUGUCUUCUUCUAAUGUACCCUCAGAGAAUGACCAGAGAGAUCUUUUGGAAACCGUAAUUGCUAAUCUCCCUGUGGAAAAAACCUCGAAUUCAACUUCAAAUUCGACGAGAUUCUUAUUCGGAUUAUUAAGAACUGCGAAUAUAUUGAAUAUAUCGGAAGCUUGUAGAGCAUCACUGGAGAAGAAAAUUGGAUAUCAAUUAGAGCAAGCGACUUUAGACGAUCUGCUCAUUCCGAGCUAUUCAUAUUUGAAUGAAACAUUAUACGAUGUUGAUUGUGUGGAAAGAAUAUUGAGAUAUUUUCUUGAAGAAUUAGAAAACAGAUCUAUGAAUAGAAUUGAAGGCGAAGAAAGAUCUACAGCAUUGUUGUUAGUUGGAAAGUUAAUUGACGGUUAUUUAUCGGAAAUCGCAUCUGAUGCUAAUUUGAAGCAAGAAAAAUUCUUCGAUCUCGCCAUUGCUUUGCCUGACGAUGCCAGACUCUUCGAUGACGGCCUUUAUCGCGCCGUUGAUGUCUAUCUCAAGGCACAUCCAUGGAUACCAGAGGCAGAUAGAGAAAAGAUUUGCGCAGUUUUGGAUUGCCAGAAACUAACAUUAGAGGCAUGUACUCAUGCUGCCCAAAACGAGAGACUUCCGCUUAGAACGGUGGUUCAGGUGCUGUUUUUCGAGCAGCUUCAGCUUCGGCAAGCCAUCACCGGGGGUUUGCUGGAGACUGACGCUGGUCUAACGGAGGCGGACCACGGAAUAGGAGAGGAAAAGGAAGCGAUUAUGGUGGCACGCGCGCAAGAGGGGGGAAGCACGUGGAGGGCGGCCGUGAGGGAGAAUCAAGUGCUGCGCCUCGACAUGGAUAGCAUGCGGGCGCGGGUGCACGAAUUGGAGAGGGAGUGCUCCACCAUGAGGAAAGCUAUUGAGAAAAUUGAACCUGGUGGACACGUGGAGACAGUUGGUUGGAGGAACUCGCUCGUACGGAAGUUCGGGUGCAAAUUCAAAACCCAAGUGUGUGACUCGCAUGAACCGGCGGUGAAUGAGGCCAGAAAAGGUCGCACCCACCGCCACCAUAAAUAGGCCGAAAGUGUCUCUGGUUUUUGUUUCUUCUUGGUGUGAAUAUAUGGGAUUCUUUUUAAUUGAAUAUUUUCAUUUUUUAUUUUACUUGAAAGAUGUUAUUUAUUGAGAAUAAUGUAAGGUGGCUGCACGUAAAUUAAAAAACCUAAAACAGACAUUUGUUUGCGUU
Molecule: messenger RNA, 2526 nt
Organism: Olea europaea var. sylvestris
Lineage: Eukaryota; Viridiplantae; Streptophyta; Magnoliopsida; Lamiales; Oleaceae
Product: BTB/POZ domain-containing protein At5g66560-like
Exons: 4
Coding region: 432-2360 (642 amino acids)
Molecular function (GO): protein binding
Source: RefSeq, a predicted model, not a curated record